AUGGUCGCAGACGCUUUGGUUUACCACCCUGCCUUGGCGCAUUACCUGCGCUUUGUCGCAACGACGGUCGGUCGCGAUAAACUCCUCCGAACCUUGCAAUACUUCUCCCGCUUCUAUGCUUGGUACCUCUACCGUACCAACCGCCCCCAGUCCGCCAUCGAGCCUUUCAACGCCGUCAAGAAGCAGUUCGGAACAACUCGGAAGAUUCUGCGGAUCGGCAAGUUUGUUGAGCAUCUGAAGGCAGCUGCACUGGCCUCCGACAACAAGAACCCUGUUGACCCUGUACUCCGUUAUCUCGCCGUCGGCCGUCAGCUCGGCUACGCGGGCUACCUCUCUCUCGACACAAUCACCGUUAUCGAUACGAUCGGUGUUCGUAAGCUCGCUUCGGCCAAGCGACUGCAGGAGCACGCUUACCGCUCAUGGAUGGCGGGCUUGGUCUGCAGUGCUGUCGCGGGUGUAUACACUCUGUUCAGGUUGCGGGAGAAGGAGAAGACCCUCGACCGCAAGGAAGGCGAAGGUGUCGUGGAAGCCAAGAAGCUUGAGAAGGAGCGCUCUGCCGCACGCAUUCAGCUUAUUUCCGACCUUUGUGACCUGAGCGUGCCAGUGUCCGCUCUCGGACUGGCAUCUCUCGAUGACGGUAUUGUGGGUCUCGCAGGAACGGUCAGCAGUUUGAUUGGAAUCUGGUCCCAGUGGCGGAAGACUGCGUAA
Messenger RNA from Aspergillus tubingensis, 708 nucleotides. Its product is annotated as PEX11 family protein. Gene Ontology annotation, cellular component: peroxisomal membrane. Lineage: Eukaryota; Fungi; Ascomycota; Eurotiomycetes; Eurotiales; Aspergillaceae. The transcript is spliced from 3 exons. The coding region runs from base 1 to 708 and encodes 235 amino acids. Gene Ontology annotation, biological process: peroxisome fission; regulation of peroxisome size. The record is from RefSeq and is a predicted model, not a curated record.